This is a messenger RNA of Penicillium manginii, 270 nucleotides long. RefSeq lists its product as uncharacterized. The coding region runs from base 1 to 270 and encodes 89 amino acids. The transcript has a single exon. The record is from RefSeq and is a predicted model, not a curated record. Lineage: Eukaryota; Fungi; Ascomycota; Eurotiomycetes; Eurotiales; Aspergillaceae.
AUGUUCACAAAAGAGCAGAAGACUUGCAGCUUGAAGCAGAAUAUAAUUCGCAACCUGUUUGCAAAGUUCACCCUGCUUCUGGCACUCCUCCCUUCGAAAGAAUUCCGAGUCAAUCCUGUCUUGCGGAAGCAAUCUGAUAUACCCACGACCCGGACAGACCUCAUCGAAGAAAAGACCCAAGCAAAAGUCUCAGCAUCAUUUGUCUUCUUCAGAGUGACGUGCAAACGGAUGUAUGAUCAGACAGCCAAGAAUGUUGGACUGGGAGAAUAG